This is a messenger RNA of Brassica napus (rape), 2803 nucleotides long. RefSeq names its product probable serine/threonine-protein kinase At1g09600. The transcript is spliced from 6 exons. Gene Ontology annotation, molecular function: ATP binding; cyclin-dependent protein serine/threonine kinase activity; RNA polymerase II CTD heptapeptide repeat kinase activity. Gene Ontology annotation, biological process: positive regulation of transcription elongation by RNA polymerase II; protein phosphorylation. The coding region runs from base 1079 to 2683 and encodes 534 amino acids. Gene Ontology annotation, cellular component: cyclin-dependent protein kinase holoenzyme complex; nucleus. NCBI's taxonomy places the organism in Eukaryota, Viridiplantae, Streptophyta, Magnoliopsida, Brassicales, Brassicaceae. The record is from RefSeq and is a predicted model, not a curated record.
GACUUUGGCUUCGUCGAUCUAUGUCAUCGUCCUCUUCCUGUGGCCACGAGUUCGAUGCCCUGACAUCGACAAACCAUUGAAUCUCUGAGAAAGCUUCUUCCUUUAUCUGAAAACCACUGUGGUCUCUGUUGUAACUCGCGGAGAACUCGGAGACGUUGCCGUUGGUGGAGGCCUCAUUCUCAGAACUAAUCUCGGCAACCUGAUGCUGUUGACGGACAUGAGAGCAUUGAAGUCUCGAUCCGAACAUCGUCACACCGCUUGGCCGAGCAUGGGAGCUCUCUUGAACUUCAACAAAUGAUUAAGAGAAAACUCUAGUUUCAUGGACAGUUUCUCUAUCUCGUAAGCUUCAUCGUGAGCUGAUAAAGCUCUCUCCUGAGUCAAUUUGUCGACAAGAUGUGUGGAGAAACAGCCCACAACCGCCUCUGUUUCUCUCACCCGAGAAGGAUGACAUCACCGUUCUGAAACCAAUAACAUCAACGAAGUUCGAAUCAUGGUCGUCUUCAUCUCUCUUCUGGCUCCAAACCGUGGAUCUUGAUUUCUUACAAUAAAGAAUUUAAGAAAUAGAUUUCUUAGAUUCUUGAGGUUUAAGAGAAAUUAACAUAGAAAUCAAAUGAAAAAUGAAUAUCAAAAAGAGUUUAUUGAUCAAAGAUUAUAUUACAUGUAUGAUUACGAAUGUAAAUUAAAUCUAAGAAUCCAUAAACUUUUUGUAAGAAGUGUUAUAAGUCUAGAUGAAAGGGAGAAGAAGAUCCUUUCUAAGAAGAAAGUAGUUUCUUAUUUAUAGAAAGAUGAAGCCUAGAGCUUCCUAGCAAUACGAGCCUAGGUCAAUGUCUAAUGGGCCUUGAGGAGAUGCAAAUUCAUCCCAAACAAAUAUGUUUGUUUUCCUUUAAAAGGAAAAAGUUAAGGUUGGGUCCUGUCACUUUCCGGCGAAUUUGGUUCUGAACAGCCUUCAGACAUUUCCUCCUUUCCGCUUUUUUAUUUGUGUUACUUUAUUGGCAAUUUCUAUAUUCUGUCUCUUCUCCAUCAUAUUCACAAUGUUAACACAUUCAUUCAGUGCCGUGUGUUUCAAGCUUUUAUCAUCAUGGGUUGUAUCAUUUCUUCUCGGAGAAAGAAACCGGCAACACAAGAGUCGCCGGAACACCGUCCUCGCUUCCACAUGCCUCCAUCAAGAAUGGUUAUAGCUGAGGGUGAUGGUGAUGAUCAAGCUCAAAAUGUUUCAGAGUUGUUGAAGGUAAGUGAUAAUAAGUUAGGUCUUAAGGAGCUGAAGAGAGAAGAGAGCGUUCUUGUUGUUAAUCCUCCUCCUCGCUCAACGGAGUUAGCUGCCUCCGGUUGGCCGCCGUGGCUUAUCUCCGUCGCUGGUGAAGCUCUGGUUGGUUGGAUUCCUCGCCGUGAAUCUCACUUCGAGAAGCAAGAACAAAUUGGGAGAGGAACAUUCAGCAAGGUGUUCAAAGCUAGAGAUCUUCUCCGCAACAAGACCGUAGCUCUGAAGAGAAUCAGAUUCGAUGUCACCGACUCAGAAAGCAUCAAGUGCAUAGCCAGAGAGAUCACAAUCCUCCGCAAGCUAGACCAUCCAAACAUCAUCAAACUAGAAGGGCUAAUGCUUGUAGAACACGACUCCUCUAUCCUCUACAUGAUCUUCGAAUACAUGGAGCAUGACCUCUUAGGACUCUCUUCACUACUCGGUGUUGAAUUCUCAGAACCUCAGGUUAAAUGCUACAUGACGCAGCUCUUAAGAGGGCUUGAUCAUUGUCACACUAACCAUGUACUCCAUAGAGAUAUAAAAAGCUCUAAUCUUCUCAUAAACCAACAUGGAGUCCUCAAGAUUGCUGAUUUUGGACUAUCAACGUUCUUUGAUCCUCACAACAGUGUUCCUUUGACUACAAACGUUGUAACUCUAUGGUACCGACCUCCUGAGCUUUUGCUUGGAGCUUCUCGUUACAGUGUUGGCAUCGACAUGUGGAGCACAGGCUGUGUAAUAGGUGAGAUAUACGCUGGAAAGCCUAUCCUUCCUGGUAAAAAAGAGACAGACCAACUGCAAAAGAUAUUUGAGUUGUGUGGAUCACCUUCAGAGGAUUAUUGGACUAAGAUAAAGCUCUCGGCUCCGUUAAGACCAAUGUUUCCAUAUGGAUCAAAUAUAGCAGAGACAUUCAAAGAGUUUCCGGUUCCUGUUAUUUCUCUUCUAGAGACUCUGCUCUCAAUAGAUCCAGAUCGUCGAGGCACUGCAGCUACUGCUCUCAACAGCGAGUACUUCAACACUGAGCCAUUGGCUUGUGAUCCAUCUUCUCUACCAAAGUACACUCCCAGUAAAGAAAUGGACAUUAAGAAGCGCGAUGAAACUAGAAAACAAGCUUCAGAAAUUAGAAGAACAAACGAAUCUCAAGCUGUAGAGCCAAUUCAAGAAGAUUCUUCUCUCACACAGCAGCUUCAGAGAACGUGUUCAGAAUCCACGAGCAGAGAAACUUCAUAUACAAAGUCUUACGAGGAAGACGAGACUCCUAGACAAAUGCAAACAGCUACGGACAUGACAACCGAUGAUGAAACUGGAGCAGAAGACUCUUACACGUCUCCAUAUGGACACAGCCAGAAUCUAGCUGGAUCGGUGAAUAUGGAGGACGACAUACCUUGGCCAAUGAGUCCAUCUAGAGUUUAUGAGAAUGGGACAUCUUCUUCGGAUCGGAGAGAGUAGGCAUCAUGCACACUCUGAUUGAGGAUUGUACAUUUGUACUACUGUCAAUUAGAUUCAAUGGAGAAAAACUACAGAUUCAAAACACACAUAAUAAACAACAUUCUUGCUUUUUAUUCCUCA